AUGCCCAUAGUGAUUGGUCGUUCGAAGAAACCCAACUUUGCUUUUCUCAGAGAUCGGUUGCAUAAGCGGGUUUUGGGUUGGAAAGAAAAAUUUAUGUCUCGUGCAGGACGAGAAGUGCUAAACAAAUCUAUAGCGCAAUCUAUUCCAACGUAUAUCAUGAGCUGUUUUGCUCUUCUAGUUUCCUUUUGUGCAGACAUGCAAGGCAUCAUUUUGAGAUUUUGGUGGAGUGGUUCAGAGGAUAAGAAGAAGAUUCCUUGGUUCAACUGGAACUCUAUAUGUAACUCUAAGAGGAAUGGGGGUCUCAGGUUCAGGAAUUUGAGAGCUUUUAAUCAAGCCAUGUUAGCAAAACUAGCGUCGCUCUUGGUUUAG
Molecule: messenger RNA, 369 nt
Organism: Mercurialis annua (annual mercury)
Lineage: Eukaryota; Viridiplantae; Streptophyta; Magnoliopsida; Malpighiales; Euphorbiaceae
Exons: 1
Coding region: 1-369 (122 amino acids)
Source: RefSeq, a predicted model, not a curated record